This is a messenger RNA of Ceratitis capitata (Mediterranean fruit fly), 923 nucleotides long. It is a transcript of the gene Prpk, whose product is annotated as TP53-regulating kinase. Gene Ontology annotation, cellular component: EKC/KEOPS complex; nucleus; cytosol. The record is from RefSeq and is a predicted model, not a curated record. Gene Ontology annotation, biological process: protein phosphorylation. Bases 109 to 792 code for a protein of 227 amino acids. The transcript has a single exon. NCBI's taxonomy places the organism in Eukaryota, Metazoa, Arthropoda, Insecta, Diptera, Tephritidae. Gene Ontology annotation, molecular function: protein serine/threonine kinase activity; ATP binding.
UUUGACUAUCAUCGCCAUUCCGAAAACAGCUGUUUAUUAUAAAAUUAAUUUUUACGGGCGUUUGUAAAUAAAUAAAAGCACAUCUGAAUAACUUUGCAUAAACGUAACAUGAAGAUUUUUAAGCAAGGUGCGGAGGGACGACUUUAUCUUGGGGAAUAUAAUGGAGAGUAUUGUUUAGUGAAAGAACGUUUUAUUAAACAAUACAGGCAUCCGGACUUAGAUUCACAAAUCUCGCGGCAACGAAUUAAGGCCGAAACCAAAGCAAUAUCUCGAUGCCUGAAUUCGGGAAUUUUAGUACCUCGUAUAUUACAUACGGAUCUAAAUGGACGUAAAAUAUAUAUGGAAUAUUUUGGGAAAGCUAUUACGGCCAAAGAAUACAUUCAGAGGGCAGUGGCUGAACAUGAAGAUAAGGUUGCAGAAGAGCUCUUAAAGAACAUAGGUGCGAAAAUUGGUACCAUUAUAGGAAAACUACAUGCAAAUAACAUAAUUCAUGGGGAUUUGACCACUUCAAAUAUUCUUAUUAAUCCCAAAGGAAAUAAUUUUGAUUUCAAUGUCUACGAUAUAGUAUUUAUAGAUUUUGGAUUGAGUCAUUACAACCAAGGGGCCGAAGGUAAAGGUGUUGAUUUGUAUGUGCUUGAACGAGCUCUUCUCAGCACGCACAGUGAACAGCCAAAUUUAUUUGAACACAUCUUAGAAGCAUACCGGAAGGAAUGUGGAAAGGAUGAAAGCACUGUAGUGGCAAAAUUUGAAGAAGUUCGAGCGCGCGGUCGGAAACGUACCAUGAUUGGUUGAUAAUAUUUUAUUAACAAAAAAUCGAAGGGUACUUUUUAUUUACAACUCAAACAAUUAGUUACAACUGGAGCUUAGAUUAGCUAUUGUAUACAUAAAUAAAAAUAAUAUAACAAAUGCGUGAUUUACUCUAA